This is a messenger RNA of Diachasma alloeum, 1756 nucleotides long. RefSeq names its product palmitoyltransferase ZDHHC16A. Lineage: Eukaryota; Metazoa; Arthropoda; Insecta; Hymenoptera; Braconidae. Gene Ontology annotation, biological process: protein palmitoylation. The record is from RefSeq and is a predicted model, not a curated record. Gene Ontology annotation, cellular component: Golgi apparatus. Bases 610 to 1737 code for a protein of 375 amino acids. The transcript has 5 exons. Gene Ontology annotation, molecular function: palmitoyltransferase activity.
AACGCCUCUGAUGCUAAUGAAGUCCGACUUUCUCCGAAAUUACCAAAAGGGUCGACCACCGAGGGCCGCAGGCAGGCAGCGCAAUGACAAAAAGGGUGGUCCAACAAUCGUGAAUACCAAAAAAAGAAGUACGAAGGACCUCAGAUUAUUAUCAUUAUAUUCGAAAGUCGAGAUAUUAUACAUACAUAAUCGUCUAUAAUAUAUACCGUAGGAUUGGCGGGUUUGUUCCACUGAGAUGACUGGCGGAUGGCGGGGGCGGGGGAAUGGGAAACACUCAAUGCACAACCUACAAUUUCUAGUGAAAACAAUCUCUCCGCCAGUCCUACUGUAUAUAUAUAUGUAUGUAUGUAUAAUAAUAAUCAGUGUAACCGUUUGUUAAGAUUUAUUUAUGUGUUUAUUUUUCAUUUUUUCAAGUAAAAAUUGAAACAAUUGAAGGCAUUGAAAUAUAGAGAAUAUUUAUGAAAUUCAGCGAUAUGCAUUGUAAAAGGGCAAAUUUCAUCAAAAUAAUACUAAUGUGUGUAUUGAAUACAAUAAGAGUUUAAUUGACUUUGCUCUGUGACUUUGUGUGAUCUGUUGUUAUUGAAUUAUUGAAUAAAUUAAAUCAAUAAAAUGGCGAAAAUUCAAUGGGUUCUUCAAGAAUGUCCAAGAAUAUUGAGAAUGAAUUUGAAAACCAAAUGGAGACGAUUAAAAAUAGCAUUGAACAGUCUAUUUUAUAAUGAUUUUAUGAGUUGGGGAUAUGCCUGUGAUAUUGUGAUGGAGCCAAUUUGUUGGUUUGUUGAAAAUUUUACAGCAGUUUUAGGUCCAAUAUUAGUAACAAUGGUAACAGCAUUAACCGCUGCCAUUGUGUACAUAGCAUACUAUAUUGGACUCCCUUACUGGUGGGAAAAGAGUCCUUUAUCAACAAUCUUUCUACUACUAGUAGGAAAUUGGUUACUUGUAAAUGUUUGUUUUCAUUAUUAUAUGGGAGUCAAUGUGCCGGCUGGUUAUCCACCACAGGGUGGACUUAUACCUGAAGCAGUCAGUAUAUGUAAAAAAUGUAUAAAACCCAAGCCACCACGUACACAUCAUUGUUCAAUUUGCAACAAAUGUGUUCUCAAGAUGGAUCACCAUUGUCCAUGGCUGAAUAACUGUGUAGGGCACAACAAUCAUCGGCAUUUUUUUCAGUAUAUGGCGUUUACCGUCACUGGUAUUAUGUUUAUUAUGCUUUUUGGAGUAGAAAUAGCAUAUAAAGAUUUCUUUCUCGACCAAGAAAUAGAACUUGAUGGUCAUCCGGUGAGGAUAAAUAAUUCCGAAAUAAUACCCAUGACUGAAUCAAUGGACCAUUUAAAUCCAUCGGAAUUAGCGGAAAUAGCACAAAAAGCUGUAGAAACUAAGGAAAAAGAAUGGCGUAAAAGAAUGAUUUUAUUUGCGGGUCUCAUUUGUGUUGCAACAUUUGCAGCAUUGGGUGCCCUUUCUUGGUGGCAUGCAGGUCUCAUAACUAGGGGUGAAACAAGCAUUGAAGCAAGAAUUAAUAGUACAGAAUCGGCUAAAUACAAGGCCCAAAAUCGAGAAUACUGUAAUCCUUAUGAUUUUGGCCCACGACUGAAUUGGAUUAUUUUCUUGGGUCUUGAAGGAAGAUCUUGGAGACACGUGUUAUUUCCAUCAAUGCACGGUCCGCAUGGUAAUGGCUUGACUUGGGACACUAUUCAUCAUUUUUAUAAUAAUAAGAAAUAUAAUAUUGAUGAUAAAACCACGUGAUGUUUAUCAUUGAGGCCUU